Messenger RNA from Tripterygium wilfordii, 3299 nucleotides. Its product is annotated as WPP domain-associated protein-like. The coding region runs from base 188 to 2848 and encodes 886 amino acids. The transcript is spliced from 6 exons. The record is from RefSeq and is a predicted model, not a curated record. Lineage: Eukaryota; Viridiplantae; Streptophyta; Magnoliopsida; Celastrales; Celastraceae.
UCCACUACCGCUCACCGAAUCCCCCCAUUUGACCGUUAUCAUUCCUUUCCCUGAUUCUCAAAAACCCUAAAAAUCUUCCAAACCCUAUAGAUUCCCAGUCGAAGAGAGAUUUAAUUCCUUUGUUGCAACUCUUUUAACCAUCGUCGCAGUUCUCUGAUUUUUCAACCCUCUUCACUCCGAAAAAUCUAUGGGGAGUGAAGAGGCUUUGGUAGAUUCGGCAGCUAUGGAUUCUGUUAUCAGUUCAUGUAAUGAUGGGACAAAACAGGUCAAUGAUAAUAUUAUGGAGAGUGAGAAUUUGGAGGUUGACUUUGUUGAGCAUUUUGAUUCAUAUAUGCAAGAUAUCAGUGACCGGUUAACAAUUUCGAGGAUGGUUAGUGACUCAGUCAUCAGAGGCAUGGUGAAUGCAGUUGAACAAGAGGCGGCUGAGAAAAUAGCUAAUAAAGAAUUGGAGGUGGCUAAAUUAAAGGAAAUGUUGCAAGUAUAUCACGUGGGUGCAGAUGAAAAUGAAUCCUUGCAGUCUGACGUGAUUUUCGAUGAACCAAAAAAUAUUUCAACUAUUUCAGAUACUUUAAUGCAGCACAGUAGGAUUAGCAAUAAUCUAGGAAGCCUGGGAUUUUCAGCUAAAGAACAGCUGAAGAAGCUCCAGAAAGAGAUUGAUUGCAUAAAAGGAAAUGGCUCCAUUAGGCCGAUUAAUUCAGGUUCUGAGUUGCUGGGAUUGGGUGGUAUACUGCAAGAUAAGGCAUCUGAAAGGUGGAUUGACGUGGAUAAAAUGAUUGAUAGUCUUAAAAUUAAUCUUGAAUCUGUAUUUGAACGAGUGGAAAAUGUAGUUCGCUUGUCUAAGGCAUCAGUUUGUGAGUGGCAGCUAGAGAAGGAGUUCCAAGCUGAAAUUGAAGGUAUGGUGAUUAAUAAUUGUUUUUGGGGUGUCAAAGAAGAGUUUGAGCAAAAACUGUGGAACCAAAAUGCUCAAUUUUAUUGCAAUGAAAAUGUGAACUGGCAUGAAAAUAUCAAAGGGAUUUCAAGUUUAUGUCUGGAAUUGGAUAACAUAUCUAAGUUGCUCUCUCUUUCUGAAACUGGACAGCUAACUUCACAUGAAUCUUCGGAGAUUACUGGUGAUUAUUUUCAUUGGAAGGCUUCUGGCAAUCAUGCUGCAUCGGCAGCUCUACAUAGAGAGGGAAGUGGAACACAUGAGGAUUCAACGAUUGUCCCUGAGAACUUAGAUCCUGCCCAGCUGAAGCACUUGUCAAAGGAUGAAAUUGUGAACUUUUUUAAGUCUGAGAUGACUAAGAUGAAGAGGCACCAUGAGUCCAAAGUGCAAGAGAUGACUGAAGAAUAUUUCAUCCUCAAGCGUGAUUAUUUGAGGGAGAGGGGCUCUUCUUUGGUGUUAAGGAAGGAUAAAGAGUGUGAGGUGUUGAUGAAAAAGAUUCCUGAGGUCAUGGUUAAACUGGAUAAUUUUCUUCGGGUGAAUGAGAAACUGCUUGCUUUUUCUACUGAGUUGCUUGACAAAUUGAAAGGUAGAUUGGAAUUCCUACAUGUUGAAAACCGCCAGCUAAGAGCCUCAGUUACAGACAAGAAAAAAGAAAUUAAAUGCCUGUCCUUUCACAUUUCAGAUGCCGAAGAUAAAAUAGCACAGCAUUCUUUGGCUGAGGCAAACUUAUUGAAAGUUAUUGCAAAUAUUAAGGCUUCAUUGGAAGAUGCAAACAUUGAAGCUUCAAUCUGUGAAGAUUUACAUAAAUGUCUUUUCAAGGAGUUAAUGGGCCAGACAAAGUAUAAUGCGGCUGAGUCAGACAUGAUGUAUGAUAUCAUGCAAAAAACUUAUGAAACCAUUUCUAGAGAUGUUUCUUUUAAUGCAAAAUCCUCGGUCAAAUAUGAGAUAGAUGAUUCAGACAUGGAGUUCAUUUUGAUGCAAGAUCUCUCUGGAAUUAUAUUUAGGGAAGCCCGCAAAGAAGCCGAGGAGAAAUUCUAUGAAUUGAAUGUGAAAUAUGCAAAUGAAACUGAAAGUAGAGUUUCCCAUGAGAUGCAAAUGAUGGAAAGAGAGAAGGCGCUAAGAUUGGAGGUUGCAGAGAAAACAAAAUUGGAGCAAGAGAUUCUCUUACUGGAAGCAUCACUGGUACAAAAGGAUGUCCAAGUACAGGGAUCAACAGAUGCAUUAAAAAAAGAAAGGCAGCAAUUUGAGUUAGUUUGUCAUGAGCUUGAUGAUUUGAGAGAUCAAACAAGUCUGCAGCAAAUAUUACUUUUGGAGACGUCUAUACAAUCCCAUGUCAUUAAGGGAAAUUUGUCAGACGUGUGGGAGCAAAUUGAACAGUACAAAGUGGAGGUGUGUGAGUUGAAGCAGAAACUUGAACUGGCGACAAAUGAAGUUAAAGAGUUAUAUGAAGAGAAUAGGAGGCAUGUAGAUGAUGUCCAAGAGAAGCAUGAUGCCUUGUUAAUGUUUGAGAUGAAAGAAAAUGAGCACAAGCGGCAAAUGGAGACUAUAAUUGUUCUUGUCAAAGGAUUGUCAGAAGCAGUUGCUGAUCUUGAUUGUAGAAUAACAGGAGAUAUUAGAAGGAUUAACUUAGGGUUGGAGAAUUUGAGUUCUGAAUUAGGUCCUCAUGUCCAAAAGGUUUAUGCACUUAAAAGAAUGGGCUCGCAGUACAAGCAAGCGUUUGAAAGGAGAUGCUCCGACCUUCAAAAGGCUGAAGCAGAGGUUGAUCUUUUGGGAGAUAAGGCAGAUUCUCUUUUAAACUUGCUUGAAAAGAUAUACAUAGCUCUUGAUCAUUAUUCUAUUGUAUUGCAACAUUAUCCUGGUAUUAUGGAGAUUCUGAAGCUAGUUAAAAAGGAAUUGAGUGGAGAAUCUCGCAAGCCACUUUGAUAUGAAGGAACUCAAGGCUGCGAGAUUUUAUUGGGGUUGUCCCUGCUGCAUUGUUUUGCCGCUGAGUUGGGGGGCAUGAAUUUUGUCCAGCAUAUCUUCAGCCAUGCCAAGAAAACAAGAAGGAAAAGUCUUUUGGAGUUGAACCGCAAGAUAGGUUAUCCUUGUCGAUCCAUGUUCAACUGUAAGGAUAGCGAAGCGGUUGCCAGUUGCCAUAGAACCCGGUUUUUGCCUUUCGAUGGUCCCAUGUUUGUUGCAUUAAAAGUGUGCUCAACAUGUCUUGUAAUCUGUAUAUUAGCCUAGUCUUCCUCGUAUUUAUAGUUUUAGGUUUUAUUUGUUUUGCUGGUCUUCAAUGUACAUGGCUAGGUAUAUAGUAUGCAAACCAAAGGUUGCCGUUUCCUAUGUGUUUAACAUGGAUGAGCUCCUUUUAAUUCCAGUUUUCCUCGUUCUUUUA